UACACGGCCCUGAGGCACUACAUCAACCUGAUCACCAGGCAGAGGUAUGGGAAGCGUUCUGCUCAGGAGGACGUGGUCGCUGAGAUGCUGUUUGGAGACAACCAGAGGUCAAGGUACGAGGACUCCCUCAUGUGGUGAUCCUUCUCCUCCCAUGAUGCACCUGGCCACUCGUGCCUCUCACCUCUGACCCCGACUCACAUCUCACUCAUUACAACACAACUGUACAUAAUUUACUAUUGAUAUAAAACAAUAUAUAUGAGAUCAGAGCUAUUAAUCAGAGGUGUACCUGUGUCCGUCUAUGUCUCUGUGUGUGUGUGUGGGGGUGUGAGGGUGUGAGGGUGUGUGUGUUGUGUGUGUGUGUGUGUGUGUGUG
Messenger RNA from Trematomus bernacchii (emerald rockcod), 372 nucleotides. Its product is annotated as peptide YY-A-like. NCBI's taxonomy places the organism in Eukaryota, Metazoa, Chordata, Actinopteri, Perciformes, Nototheniidae. The record is from RefSeq and is a predicted model, not a curated record. Gene Ontology annotation, molecular function: neuropeptide Y receptor binding; neuropeptide hormone activity. Gene Ontology annotation, cellular component: extracellular region. Gene Ontology annotation, biological process: neuropeptide signaling pathway; feeding behavior.